UUUCAGAACCGAAUAUUAAUAGAUCGACGAUGUGAAAAUUCGCAGCAGAUCUGAAGUAAAGAUUUCUUUUCCACUCAAUCUUUUGGCAAACCUUGAUUGGCCUUUGGUUUCAACUUGGCAAACCUUGGUUGAUCUUUGGUCUCGACAUUUGGCAAACCUUGAUCUUUGGUCUCGACUAUUAGCAAACCUUGAUUUUUGGUCCUGAAUUUCUUGUUAGUGGCAGGCACACAGAACUCCUUGAAACGGAAGUCCCUGGAUGCUGCAGGUGGUCCCAGGUCUAAAAGAUUCAGGCAGGGGAUGGAUUGCUCAGGGUGCAAGGUCCAGUUGGCAGAGCUGGAGGAGGUCGUCUUCCUCAUUAAGGGAGUUAAGGAUGUUACCUUCACCCUUGCUCCUGAAUGCCGGGAUCUGGUUGUAGAACGAAGUCUAAAGAUUGGAGAUUUAGAUCCCAAGAAGAAGAGGAAAGAUGUCAAUUGCAAGCACUGCAAUUGGGACUUAGGAAAGGAGACUAAAUUUGGACCUGGUGGAACUACGCUUGUUGCAUUUGGUACAGAAAAAGUGAUGGUUCUCGGAAUACAACUUAGGAAGAAAGACCAGUGGCAUGCAGAGGUGACAACAGAAAGAUAUUCAUCUAUACAGAGACGAGGGGAACAUGAUUUUUUCCAGACGGAGAACAGUGUUAUUAACGAAGUUGAAUACAAGUGCCCUACACUUCCAGACCUCAGGUUUCCCAGACAGAUAGAGGACUUUAACUGGAACCAUCUUCUUAUACAAAAAUCUCCUCACGAUUAUCAGAUCAAGUGCUACCUGGAGGGACUGCAGAGGGACCUGGUGGCAGUCCUCUCUACAGGGUCAGGGAAGACCUUGAUAGCCUGCCUAAUCUUGAAACGAAUGAUGUUGCUUAACCCUGAGAGGAUGGGACUCUUCAUAGUUGACAGGAUUCCACUAGUUUAUCAACAAGCUAAGGUGAUAGCUAAAGAGACUGGAUUGCGUGUGGUUGGUAUAGAAGGGGAGAAUAAGACGACCAAGAUGUUAAACGGAUUACACAAUGAUUCCUACGAUGUACUGGUGUGUACUGCUGGAAUGUUCUGGGCUCUCUACGAGAAUGAUAGAAUAUUCUUCAAAAUGUUUAGUUGUGUAGUGUUUGACGAAGCCCACCAUUGUACUGGAGCUCAUGUUUACAAGAAAAUACUAGACGAACUCAACCUUAUGCCGACAAAUGCAAAACCAAGAAUUCUUGGGCUAACAGCCUCUCCUAUCGAUGGUGACACCAUUUUAAAGGCUAGAACUAGUCUAGAGAAGCUGAAAGCGGACUUUAAAACCCCAGCGGUCUACUAUCCUAAUAUUGGAACUGUUGCAACAUCCCCAGAAUACUUUGUUUACAGGUUUACACAAAAACAGCGAGAAUUCAUGAAGGACAUCAUAGCAUCCUGUAACACUAUCAUAAAGAUGAUAAAUUCCAGUUUAUCUGAACACCAGAAGGAUAAUCAGCUGUUUAAUAUUGAUACGAAUAUAGAUAAAUAUUCACAAAUCAAGGGAGGAAUUAACGCCCUCAAGGAACUGAAGGAUUAUCCAAAAAGAAACGAAUUAUGCAAACUACUGGAGAUACUGCUUGAAACCCAGGAGAUAACCCUGAGCAUGGGUCUGAAAUUUGCAUCAGAUAUUCUCACUCAACCAGAGAUAAGAAACAAGCUUAGUCCUCACUUCCCUGUAGAGAAAUAUAUGGAGGAGGAGGAACUCAGUGAGAACCUUGAGAACCUUGAAAACCUGAUUGACAUGUGCUCAGAGGAUUCUAGAAUUAUUGUUUUUGUAGAAACAAGAGAAUGUGCUUCAAGGUUGAAGAAGCACUUGGGAGACAAGUACCCCAGAUACAAACCAAACCUAGCAGUUGGACAUGGAGGUCAUGAUGGACAGCAUUGGGUUGGUUUUCAAGAGAAAAUUAUUACAGAUUUUCACUCAGGAGAGUGUAAACUUCUGGUUGCAACAUCUGUACUUGAGGAGGGAAUUGAUGUGUCUGAAUGUGAUCUUGUGAUCAGAUACAGUGGUGUUGUCACACUCAUUCAGUUUAUUCAAAGCCGGGGAAGAGCUAGGAAAGCUAGUAGCAGGUUUGUUGUCUGUGUUCAUGAAGAAAAGUCAAAGGACGCCCAAAAUAUGGAACUACAAGAGAAAAAUAUGGACUUUGUUCUGUCAGAACAUAAUGAGAAAGAAAAUGUGUUCUCUCAAAAAAGUCAGGAUUUGUAUGAUCAUUUCUUAGGAGAUAUUACUUUGGAAGAAACAGACAGGGAAAAUUAUAUUCCUGAAUACUACAUCCAAACAGAUGCUGUGAUAGAGUUCUUCAUAUGCAUCAGGACUAGGGUCAAAAAGGAUGACAUACUUGAAGAUCUUGAAGAAUGCCUUGAGGGAUAUGGGUUUGAUGUAAAAAGAAUUGUUUUACAGGAAGGGCAGGCUCGACAAAGUUCCAGUCAAGUUUUUGGUUGGAAAGAUUUAAAGGUAUUGAUAGAGCUGGAACUGGAAGGUGAUGGCAAGAUAUUUAAAUUGAUACAGCAUGUGUUCAGUAACUGGAAAUUUCAACUUGGGCUAGAGAAGUUGCCAGUGUUUGCAAAGGUCAAAGUUAAAGAACCUUCUGAUUACAAAUAUAGUUGGAACCUCUCAUCCAUACUAUGUGGAGUCCUUCAAGAUAGGCAAACCUUUGUUCAUAAAUAUAGGCUGGAUAAUGACAUGGAGAAAAUGGAGCUUGUUUUUUCUAUGACUGGAAAACUGAUACAAGUCAAAUUCUCAGAAGGGGGAGAAACAUAUGAGAUGAAGCUAUCUUUACUUAAAACCUCCUGCUUGGGAUUUGGCUUGUGUAGCUGGGAUCAAAAUGAAUGCCAGUUGUUUAUCCCAAUUGAAAAUAUGCCAAUAUUGUAUGAGAUUACAGAAGAUCAUAAUGGUAGGCUCACUUCAUCGAGAGCAGCUUCUCAUCAGAUUUUGACAAGCUUAGCAAGAUUUCCAGUUUUAUCCUUGAAGAUAAGUAUCCCCAGCACUAAAGAUGGAUUAUUAUUGAGAGAAAUAUUAAACAACAGCUAUGUAUUUCCGUUGUCUACAUAUGAUACAAGAGUCACAAACCUGAUGGAUGUGGAGAAUCAAGAUUUAGAAUGUAACAUUGUAAUUCCAUCCAACUUUGAUCACAAGAAAGCAUUGAUGGAAGAUGAAUGGGAAAUUCUGAUAAAAUCAUCAGACUUAUCUCUCCAUUUGGAUAUAUCUGAUGUUAACAAAUACACUGAAAAGAUUAGAACUGCCUACUUAGAAGGAAAUUUCUCCACAGCAAAACAAUUGAGUGCUGCUGUGCGACUUGCUACUAGAGAAGGUAAAACAUAUUGGGAUAGUUAUGGACAUAUCAUUGAGGAGAAGCUAGUAAGGAUCCAAAAAAUGGGUAAAGAUGGAGACUUUGCUGAUUUCACAAAGCACUCUUUAGCUAAAAAUCAAAUAAGUGUUCUGAGAUUGGUUGUUACACCCUCCAGGUAUUAUUUUCCACCUAGUGUACCAAUGGCUGCAAGUCGACUCUCAAGAAUGUUGACGAAGAAUCAAUGCCAAAUCAUUGUGUCGUUUCGAGAUGAAAAUCUUGACAAGAUGGAAACUAGUCCUAAUGUUCUUUCCAGGAUACAUGACAACCUAAUAAAUGGAAUAAACCUGAAUGGUAGGACAUUCUAUUAUCUUGGCUCUAGUGCAAGUCAGCUAAGGGAGCAGAAAGGGAUCUUUCUGUGUGCAGAAUCUAGGGAGGAUGUGUUAGAACUCAGAAGACAAAUCAUCCCCAACCCAGAAAGCUUUGUAAUUCCUGCCAAGUACUUGUCAAGAUUGGGUCUUUUUGGAACAUCAGACAUAUCUGCUGGCUUCAUGAAGUUAGAGAUGUUUGAAAAAAUCCCAGACUUGAAAGCAAAAGAUGGCACUUUAGUAACCGAUGGGGCUGGAUUCAUCAGAGAAUCUCUUGCAUUUAAGCUGUUUGAGAGAUGUGAACUAUCUAGUAAACCUUCAGCAUUCCAGUUUCGUUGUAGAGGUCUGAAAGGAGUCCUUGUGGUCAUUCCUGACUCACAUGAAAUAUUCCGAGAGAGGAGUUCUUCUAUUUUGUAUCGCAAGUCUCAGGAAAAAUUUGUGUCAGAUCAUAUGGAAAUGGGCGUUGUGAAGGAAGCAAAAGCUCAUAGGGUAUUCUUGAAUAGAGAGUCAAUUACAUUGUUGGAAUCUAUGUAUCUUCUUAAUGUAGGAGUACAGAGUAUUUGGAAUUUUCCAUCAACUCUGAUUCAAAAUCAAGAUAAGUUCCUUGAAGAAACAGCAAAGAUGUUUGAAAAUAAUGAUGGGGCAGAAAGUGAACUUUGCAAUUACAUGCCCUCUGGUAUGUUGGCUAGUGUUAAAAAAUGUUUUGACAUAACUGGAGAGCCCUUCUUCUUCCGGCUUCUAAGAUGUGCACACAAAAUAACAAUCACAGAUUUGUGUAGAAGAGCAAAUCUUCACAUAGAAGAUGGUUGUCUCAUAAUGGGAAUUCCUGACUAUUCUGGAAAACUUGCAACAAAUCAAGUGUUUCUUAAAAUGAGCAAAGAUGAAAGAGAACCUAGAGUGAUUACAGGACCUGUCAUUAUGUAUAGAAAUCCAUGUUUGUAUCCUGGGGAUAUAAGACUGGUAGAAGCAAUUGAUGUCCCAGAACUUCAUUACUCAAAAAAUGUUCUUGUUCUCCCAGCAGAAAAGUCUGAUUCUUCUUUGUCUGGCCAUUGCAGUGGGGGUGAUUUAGAUGGAGACCAGUUUUCUGUUAUCUGGGAUAAGCAGUAUAUACCUCCUGCAAAGUUGAUUCAAGAACCACUAGAUUAUGAAAACCUAGAUGGAAAUGACCCUAUUGAAUAUGAUGAUGCCACUAGUCCUGAGGCCCUUGCUGAUUGUUUUAUUUCAUGUAUGGAGAAUGAUUCCAUUGGAAGAGUUGCACACAUGCAUCUGGCCCUUUCUGACUAUGUAGACAAAGGAGCAAUGGAUAAUCUAUGCAAAGAGCUGGCAAAAUCUCAAGCAGUAGCUGUAGAUUUCCCUAAGACAGGGAAAAGACCAAAAGUUCCUGAGAAAGCACAGGAAACAGUAAAAAGAGAAGGUUAUCCUGAUUUCAUGGAAAAGAAGGGUACUUCUUAUCCAUCCAAGAAAGUUUUGGGAGACCUUUACAGAGACUGUAAGUCUUUCUUGUUUACAUAUGAUUUAGAAGAAGAGGAUCACAAAAAGAUUCCAUAUGAUCAAGCAAUGGAAAUAGAGAUAUCUCCAGAGGUAUUAAAGAAGGCAGAAAGUGUGUAUGCAUUUUAUAUUUUAGAGAUGCGUAAAAUUAUGCACCAGUUUUCUCUUCGUCAGGAAGAAGAAGUUGUUCUUGGAAGAGCUGUUUCUUGGCAUCCACUUCUGAACAGUGAUCGAGACCGAUCUUCUCUUCACCUCAAAGCUGCAUACUCUGCAUUAAAAAAGAGAUUUUAUCAAAUCUUUAAAGAAAGUCCUCAAGAUCAUAUUCUGGAAUGGGCUGCUGCUUGGUACAGAGUUGCUUAUGAUCAAAACAAGGAAUACAAGGAUAGGCCUUUUCUUAGUUUUCCAUGGAUAGCCUAUGAGUUUCUGUGCAAGCUCAAAGGAUCUAGAAAUAAACUUCCUGAGGUGUUGGAUUCCAAUAUCAUCAAAGAACUAGGCCAAAGCAGCCUUGAAGUGCUGUAUGCUGAAAGUACAGUUGAGGACUUUAACCUUGAUUUUCUUAGAAAAAGGUUAAUCCAAAAGCAAAAAGUUCUUAAAAUUGUAAGUGACCAAAUUGCAAAGAAGUGGGGAGAUGACAUGUUCGAGCUUAGGCCUUAUGGAUCAGCCUCAAUGUUGUUAUGUGAAGAAGAUUCAGACUUAGAUAUUUGUGUUAGAAUCCUGCCAAAAGCUUAUGAAACUGCAAGAAAAAAACUUCCAGAAAAUGAAAUUGAUCAAAGAAGACACUUCUUACGCAUUUACAUUAGCUGUGCAGUUGAGGAUCUUCUGACAGAAAAGAUUGAUUUGAUUGGUAAUGAUGUUCCACUAAUUAAAGGAGAAAUUGACGGACAUAUCAAAGUAGAUUUGAGCUGCAAUCUUAGUGGACUGAUGAAAACUAAGUACAUUUUAUCACUAUUUUAUACUGAUGUGGCAUACUUUGUAACAUUUUGGAUUUUGAUUCGGUGGGCCAGAUUUUCUGGGUUGAUUAAGUUCCUUGCCUUAAAUAUUGACUCUUCUGUGCUUGAAACUGCAUCACUGUAUGCUUUGAUUAUUGAUCUACUUGAAACACCAGCUGGAAAUAGAUUGGAUCUACCUGACCAUGUAGAAUCCUUAACAAUGCCUGAAAUCCUGGAUGAUAUGAAGUUGAGGUUGGGUGAAGAAUUAAAGAAUAAUGAGAAUAUGCUGGACAGAGUUGGUAAGAACCUUUAUCGAUUCUUUCGCCAGGGACAAAGCUUGAAAGGUGAUCAAGUUCUGAUUUGGCCAGUUGAUGGGUUAAAUGAUGUUUUUAUUUGUUCUGAAGACACAGCCAUUUUCAGAAAGAGAUGUGCUCAAGCAUUACAUGUUUUACUUUACACUAGGAGCAUUACACAGUUGCUUGCUAAUGCAAGUGAAUAUACCAUAACAGAAACUGUGAUAUUGAAGAAACUUUCACCUAGUCUCAGCAAUGUUAUGCGACUUGGAAAAGAGUUCCAUGAGAGAAGAUUGAGUUCUUUGUCUAAAGCCAAAGUCUCCCUAACUGAUGAUCCUCUCUGUCACAAUCUUGUCUUUAGAGCAGAAGGUCCCAGGCGAGCAAUAGCAGAGGCACUAAAAGAACUAACGUCAAUGAACAACAAUAACAAAGCAUUUACAAUAGGUGUACCAACAAAAAAGGCUUCAAAGUAUUUCAUACAAGGGUCAACAAUGAUGAUGGUAAGGAGUUCUGAAGAAGUGAAUUGUAGAAUAGGAUUUCAUGAUACACCUGGAAACUAUCAACCACCUCAUAAAGUUCAUCAAAGAAGUUCACCAGUCAUAAUUUCUGAGACCCUUACUGAGGAAUCUAGAUGGAUCUCUGAAAUGUGUGUCCCAGAGUUAAGUUCAAAACUUAAGUGUCAACUUGAUACCCUACCAUUAGAUAAAGAUAAGGUUGUUAAGAGCCUGGAAGCAACAAUAAGAUUUGGAUGUGCUUACAUUAUUGACAUUGAAAGUAGACUUCCAAGAACACAGGUGUCCAUGUCAUUAGAUGAAUUUGUUGUUGGAAUUGAGAAAGGGAAAUCUAUGCGAAAAACUUGGGAAAGAGAUUUUCCUAAAGUAAGAAAGCAGAAGAUGAGCCCCCAAAAAAUUCCUAUGGUUGAAUUGAAAAAAUCCAGAGGAAUGAAGAUAAUGGAAGGAAAGGGGAAAGGUGUCCUUAAGUCUGAAGGGGAUAAAAAACGAGGGGUUGCAAUGAGUUUUCUUCCAGGGAACCUGAACCCAGACAACAAAAAUAUUUUACAACAACUGGAUUUUGCAGCUGAGGUUUACGAAGAAACCCUGGUAUCUCUUGGUUAUACAGUUUGUGCACCUGACCAAACUGGACUGUCUAGAAUAAUGAACACAGCAUACUGGGUACUCAACGUCACAGCUGCUACAGGUUUUGAACUUCAACUUAUCUUGGAUGAAAACUUUGAGUUUUAUGAGCUAAAGGAAAGAAAUUUGUCUCAUGUUCAUGCAACCUUUUUUCACGGGAAGAAAAUGGAUAUCGAGGACAGCUCAAGGAUUCUUAUUCCUGAAACAGAUAUUCGUUUCAUUGUACAAACUUCAGAUCAGGCUAUACCAAACUCAAAUCUCUUCAAGAUCGUAUUCCCGGAUGGAGAUACGACCAACCUGCCUGUUGAGCUGGACCCGGCUGGGAAGCCUAGGAUCAAGGAUGAUAUUGAUGAGGAGCUGAAGAAAGCAAUUCUGUUGGCCAAACAUUCGAAAAAUAUAAAACUAUUCAAGAAGGAUGAUAUUACUGCCUCUAUUAUAUCUGGGAAAUUCUACGCUGGUGACAGAUUGGCGGAUGAUCGAGGAUAUUGCGACCUGUCUCUAUAUUUCAAGCCUGAACACAUCAUACAAGCAAUCCAUGAGCAUGAUAAGAUGGAUGUGUUGGCUGAACUGUAUAUUACGGAGUCAAUCAAGGUUUCUAAUGAGCUGGAGAAGAGAAUUGAGAAAUUGAACAAGAAGUAUUGUCGGGAGAAGUUCAAUUCUUAAACUUGACUAGAUUAGAGAGUUCCACUUCUAGACUUUCUAAAUUAGAGAGUUCCACUUCUAGACUUUCUAGAUUAGAGAGUUCCACUUCUAGACUUUCUAGAUUAGAGAGUUCCACUUCUAGACUUUCUAAAUUAGAGAGUUCCACUUCUAGACUUUCUAGAUUAGAGAGUUCCACUUCUGAACUUUUUAAAUUAGAGAGUUACACUUCUGGACUUGUCUAGAUUAGAGAAUUUAACUCAUAGACUUGUCUAGAUUAGAGAGUUUUGCAAAUAGAGGUUUCAGGGCAUAAAGCGGUUCUCAGGGCAUAAAGCGGUUCUCAGAUUUGGGUAUCAAGUUACAUCCGGCUCAGAUCCGGGUAAUCGGUCACACCCGGCACAGUACCAGCAAAUCCGGCUGGAAAGGUUUCGUUGUUAUCGGUAGAAACCUUUCUUUGCGAAACUCUCUAGUUUUGAUCAAAGAUUUUAUGAUAUUUUCCAGAAAUACUGUGUUUUUGUAAAUUAUUUUUUUUCCUUUAUUAUUUUUGUUUAUUUGACUUCAUAAUUUAGCAUUACUAUUGACUAAUGAGUCCCAACACGAUCGUGAUUAUUUUAAGUACAAGUUUCAUAAAGUACAAGAAAAUCAGAUUGAAGUCUGAUAAUACAACAAAAAGUGAAUGUUUUGUAAAUUUGUAAUGUCUUGCAUGUGUAUGCCUUAUAAUCUACUAGUUAUUUAGGUACUUUAAGAUAUGUUAUUGCAUUUGAUUCUAUAAUUGUUCCAAUAAAAUUUGAAUUGUGCUUCAA
Messenger RNA from Eurytemora carolleeae, 8972 nucleotides. RefSeq lists its product as uncharacterized. The transcript is spliced from 27 exons. Gene Ontology annotation, cellular component: nuclear RNA-directed RNA polymerase complex. Gene Ontology annotation, biological process: siRNA processing. Gene Ontology annotation, molecular function: nucleic acid binding; ATP binding; RNA-directed RNA polymerase activity. Bases 298 to 8193 code for a protein of 2631 amino acids. The record is from RefSeq and is a predicted model, not a curated record. Lineage: Eukaryota; Metazoa; Arthropoda; Copepoda; Calanoida; Temoridae.